AUGGAGAUCAAGAAAGAACUCGAUAUGGGAGUAAUUGAAAAUGAUAGUACUCUACUAGAUGACGAUGGCAAACCAAAACGAACAGGGACAGUGUGGACUGCUAGUGCGCAUAUAAUAACAGCAGUAAUUGGUGCAGGCGUGCUCUCCUUGCCGUGGGUGAUGGCUCAGUUGGGAUGGAUCAUAGGCGCAUCAUAUAUCAUACUUAUUGCUGCUGUCACUCUCUUCACUUCUAAUCUUCUUGCUGAUUGUUAUAGAACCCCUCACCCUGUCACUGGCAACAGGAACCGCACCUACAUGGAGGCUGUCAAAACUAACUUAGGCGGAAAAAUGCAUGUUAUAUGUGCAUUAUCUCAGUACCUCAAUCUUAGUGGUGCAGCAAUUGGAUAUACAAUUACUACAUCUAUAAGCGUCGUGUCAAUAAGAAAAAUAAAUUGCUUCCACCACAAGGGAAUUGCAGCUUCAUGCCAAUUUUCUAAUAAUCCAUACAUGAUUGCUCUUGGCAUUGUUGAAAUAUUUUUGUCGCAAAUACGAAAUUUCCACAAGCUAUCUUGGCUCUCAAUCUUAGCAGCAGUCACGUCUUUUGGUUAUGCAUUUAUUGGUAUCGGACUUUCCCUUGCUACCAUCAUCCAAGGGAAGGGAGGCAGUACCUCUUUUAUUGGCGGAAGGAAAGAGCAAAAUUUAGAAGACAAAGUGUGGAAUAUGCUUGUUGCACUAGGGAAUGUUGCACUUGCUAGCAGCUAUUCUCAAAUUGCGAUAGAUAUCCAGGACUCUCUAAAGUCACAACCACCAGAAAAUAAAGUGAUGAAAAUGGCAAAUACGAUAGGAAUAUUUACAAUGACAAUUAUAUUCCUCUUGUGUGCUUGCUCGGGCUAUGCUGCGUUCGGCUCACACACUCCUGGAAGCAUCCUAAUGGGCUCUGGGUUUAAAGAGCCUUUUUGGCUUAUUGACGUAGCCAAUGUUUUCAUUAUUGUGCAUCUGGUUGGAGCAUAUCAGGUAAUUAGCCAACCUAUUUUUCGUGUGGUUGAAAUGUUGGUUUGCGAAAGGUGGCCAGACUCAAGUUUGGUAAUGCAAGAGUACCCAUUGAGUAUUGGCAAGAUGAAGUUCAGCUUUAAUUUCUUUAGGCUUAUUUGGAGGACCAUAUUUGUCAUUGUGGUGACUAUUUUGGCCAUGGCAAUGCCCUUUUUCAAUGAAAUGCUUGCCCUUCUUGGGGCUAUAGGCUUUUGGCCCUUAACAAUAUAUUUCCCGGUGGAGAUGUUCAUUUCAAAACAAAAGAUAAGGAAACAAACAAUAAGAUGGUUUGGGCUUCAAACCUUGAACUUUAUCUUUAUGGUAGUAUCAAUUGCUUCUGCCUGUGCAGCCAUUCGUGGGCUGAAUCACGCAUUUCAUAAGUACAAGCCCUUCAUGUAUAAAGCAUAG
Molecule: messenger RNA, 1416 nt
Organism: Lotus japonicus
Lineage: Eukaryota; Viridiplantae; Streptophyta; Magnoliopsida; Fabales; Fabaceae
Product: amino acid permease 1-like
Exons: 6
Coding region: 1-1416 (471 amino acids)
Cellular component (GO): plasma membrane
Source: RefSeq, a predicted model, not a curated record